CUCCCGCAUGCAGCUCCAGCACACAGCCACCAUCUUUGGGAAGAGCUUCCCCUUGCUGGACCUGUCGGUGUCAGCCAGGCAGGUUGGGCCAGGGCUGGUCUUCCUCAUCUUCAAACAUGCGUUCCUGGGCCAUGGGAUCAUCCUGCAGACAGUGACGCCCCUGGAGCCUCUCCUGCAGAAUGUGGUCCACAAAAUCUAUUACCAGAAGAACGUGCCAGCCAUCAUCCCCAAGUUCAUCCUGAGGGCAGAAUGCAUUCAGUUUGAGCGAGAUGUGACCAUCUGGAACAACAAGCAGUACCUGUCCAAGCCACUGCUGGUCUGCGAGGAUGCUGGCAUCCAGAAGCACCGGCGCUGGUUUGCACAGUUCUACAGCGAGAGGAGCACGCGGCCGUCAGUGCCCAAAGGGGACCUGGACUGGUGAGGGCUGCGGUGCCCUGCAGAGCACUGAGCAGAACAAGGAGUGUCGUGUGGGCACAAGGAGCCCCGGCACUCCUCUGUGCACCCACUGUGCUCAAGGCACCGAAGCCCUGAUGGCAUUCCAUGCUUGCUGUUGUACCUCUGCUGUCAUCUGUGAGCGGAGCACAAAAUUAAGACUGACAAAACUGCCUCUUCGUGCCUCUCUCUGGGUAGGGAAAAUGCUUUCCGUGUGACCCCCUUCUUGCACCACGUUUCCCAGCUGUGCUUGCUGCUGCUUCUGUACCCAUCUCCUCACCUUGGGCGGGUUCCAGCACCCUGGGGAAGCCUUGGCCAACGUUUGUGUGGCCCCAGAGGUGUGACUGCAAAGCCGGCAGGCGUCUGCCAUCCUCCCUUCCUCUGACAGAGGCAGAGCAGAGCAGCAGGGUUUCAGCAGCCCACCAUGCUCCUUGGGUGGGCUUCCUUGGUCCCACUGAGCUCUGCAGGAGGGAUCUCCCCAUUCAGGCAGCAGGGGGACUGUCCCAAUGAGUGAUUCACGUUGUGAACACCUCUGCAGGUCAAGGACGUGCUUUGGAAACCCCUGCAUGCCAGCAAUGCCAUGGAUGCACAGUUGGCUGUAAAAAUCUGUUAUUCAUGGCAAGAUCACAGAUGUCACUGUCACAGUGAUCAGAAAUGAAGCCUAUUGGCUUCAUGGAAACCAGGCUGCAAAUCUGGCUGAAACUGAUCUACACUCCCUUUUGCUUUAUGCCUAUGUGUUUUAUAUAAAGGGUUAAAUUCUGCCUUGCUGCACAGCAUAGAGAUAGAUGUAUUCUCUAUAGAAAGAGCCUGCCGGAUUCUGGCAGCUACUCAGUGCCACAAUCCAGCAAGAGCCCUCGCCCAGUGUGAGCGCCUUUCCAAGUUGGUGGCUGUUUUGCUCAUAUGCUGUGCAAUUCUUUGUGCCUUCAGAACUCUGCACUGUGCUGAGGUUUCUGGUUCCUCCUUUACCAGUAGCCCACAGACCAGGAGCAGCCCACUGCCCACUUGGCUAGCAGCUAACACUGUGCAGGCGGUGCCUUUGCCCUUCG
Molecule: messenger RNA, 1478 nt
Organism: Tympanuchus pallidicinctus (lesser prairie-chicken)
Lineage: Eukaryota; Metazoa; Chordata; Aves; Galliformes; Phasianidae
Product: cholesterol 7-desaturase nvd-like
Exons: 3
Coding region: 8-421 (137 amino acids)
Biological process (GO): cholesterol metabolic process
Molecular function (GO): oxidoreductase activity
Source: RefSeq, a predicted model, not a curated record